Messenger RNA from Kwoniella mangroviensis CBS 8507, 408 nucleotides. RefSeq lists its product as uncharacterized. NCBI's taxonomy places the organism in Eukaryota, Fungi, Basidiomycota, Tremellomycetes, Tremellales, Cryptococcaceae. The record is from RefSeq and is a predicted model, not a curated record. The transcript has 2 exons. Bases 1 to 408 code for a protein of 135 amino acids.
AUGCCAUCACCAUCCAAAUUCAGCACAUCGUCACCUUCUCGAUCAAGGUUGGAAGCGGAAUUACAAGAAGCGACAGAAGACAGAGAUUGGGAUAGAGUUCACGAACUUUCUGAAAGACUAGCUUCAAGUACUACAAGGUCACCUUCAACGUCCAAUGGGCAAUCCAGAAGGAAGCAUGAUUCUACCAGAACCCAUUUCCGUCAUUCUGAUGAAUCCAGUUCUUCCUCUGGCGGAUCAUUCAGUAUUGGUGAAUCACUGUUAAGUGGUCUGUUCACGGGGAUUGGAGUGGCUGCUGGGACUUCGAUCUUCGGCUCAUUGAAUACGCCUAGGUAUGAGUGCAACACAUUCAGUGCACCGAUUAUGAGGACAAGAACUGUUUAUAGACCAAUUCGGAGACACUGUAUAUGA